Neopsephotus bourkii (Bourke's parrot) is the source of this 2894-nucleotide messenger RNA. It is a transcript of the gene DPH7, whose product is annotated as diphthamide biosynthesis 7. The coding region runs from base 56 to 1576 and encodes 506 amino acids. Gene Ontology annotation, molecular function: protein binding. The record is from RefSeq and is a predicted model, not a curated record. NCBI's taxonomy places the organism in Eukaryota, Metazoa, Chordata, Aves, Psittaciformes, Psittacidae. The transcript has 9 exons.
GGUUCCGCUACGCCGGCGUGCCCGGAGCCGCCCCGCAGCAUGAGCCCGCCCCGAGAUGGCGGCUCCGUGCCGGACGCGGACGCUGCAGGUGGUGGACACGGAGUUCAGCGCGGACGCGGUGGAGUGGUGCCCGGUGGAGGGCUGGCACAGCAUCCUGGCCUGCGGCACCUACCACCUGCGCCCGCCCGACAAGACUGACUGCCGGGGAAGCAAUGGGGCUUGUGACCGCACUGGGCGCCUCUACCUCUAUCACUACAACGAGGAGCAGCCUUUCAUCCCGCUGACCGAAAUCCAGAGGAUCGACACGGCUGCCAUCCUGGACAUCAAAUGGUGCCACAUUCCCGUUGCAGAACAUCCCAUGGUUGGCAUUGCAGACUCCACAGGCGCCGUGGAGUUUUGCCAUCUGACGGGAAGCGAGAAGAACAGCUGCAUGUUGGAGCCGUGUUUCAGGGUUGAUCUCGGUGCACAGUGUCUGGCUUUGUCUUUAGACUGGUCCACUGGAAGAGAGCAAUGUGGAUGUCCUUUGAGAGUGAUCAGCAGUGACUCAGAGGGGAAGCUGAAUCUUUUGGCCAUAGAUGAAUCUGCUCCUUCUGUGCAUAUCCUGAAUCAGUGGGAAGCUCACAAAUUUGAGGCCUGGAUUGCUGCUUUUAAUUACUGGGACACAGAUACUGUGUAUUCAGGAGGAGAUGACAACCUGCUGAAGGGCUGGGACACCAGGUGCAGGCCAGAGGCUCCUGUCUUCACCAGCCGGAGACAUUCCAUGGGUGUGUGCAGCAUUCAGUGCAGUCCCCACCGGGAGAACCUUCUGGCUACUGGCAGCUAUGACGAGCACGUGCUGCUGUGGGACACCAGGAACAUGAAGCAGCCGCUGGCAGACACCCACGUUGAAGGUGGUGUGUGGAGGCUGAAGUGGCACCCAACGUGUGACUUUGUGCUGCUGGCAGCCUGCAUGCAGAGUGGCUUCAAAAUCCUCGACUGCCGCGGGAGCUUGGCGGAAAACACAGAGGAAUGCACCAUCCUGUCAUCCUAUGUCUUGCACAAUUCCUUGGCCUAUGGGGCUGACUGGUCAAGGCUGUGUCCAAGGGGUUCCUUGACUGCCACACAGGACUCCACUGUUGCAUGCCAAUCUUCAGAAGAGCUUGUGGGAGGAUCAGAGGAAGGAGACGAGAGACUGAAUUUUCAGGUCCAAAAUCUGAAGAUCAUUUAUGAGUCUCCUACAGCUACUUUUGAUGUGAUACUGGAUGAGGAGAGCGAAGGCCCUGCCCCACCACUCAAAGCAGAGUGGGGUCCUGAGCUGCCCGGGGCUCCUGAGCUGGCUGGGGGCUCUGAUUUAAAGGGGAGCUUGGAUUUGGCUGUGGGUCCAGCCCGAGGGGUAGGUUCUAGCUUAGGAGCCAAGAGACCCUCAGGCAUGGGCCUGGCCGGUGAUUCAGCCACAUCGCUCGACAGCCCCAAGGAAAUGAGCAUUGUAGCAACUUGUUCCUUCUAUGACAACAUCCUCCAUGUGUGGAAGUGGGAGAUGAGCCUCACUACAAGUGCUGGGUCUCCACCUGAAAGAAUAGCCCAAAGUUUGCACUGACCAGAACUGGGGAGAGGGGGAGGAAAACUCCUGUGCCAAGAGUGACAUCUGCACUUGGUCCUAUCUGAUUUCUGUUGGGCUUCUCCAGUUUUGUUGUUGAGCUUGAGUCUUGUAAGGCCGAUGCUGAUGGAAUUCCACUUUGCUUUGAGGCCUGUGGCCAAGAACAGACACGUUUAUUUAGUUUUCCCUCACUGUACUCACUCCGAGCAGGACACCUUCCUCUCGGCGGCUGCUUGUUUGUACCUUGUAUUUGAAUCCCUCCGGGGCUGGUUUGCAUUUGCCUGGUUGAUGUCUUAAUCCUGAUCUUCUCCUUCCAUCACAAACCAAACCCGUCUGUGCUGCUGCCUGUAGAUGAACACAGCGUGGGCUCAGAGGAUCCCUGAGUGUCUUGGAAAAGCCCACGAGCAGAGGUGUGGCUGUGCAACCUGCCAAGUGGGAUGGGCUUGGAGAAGAUGCUCACAGCCAGGGGCUUAUGGUGAUCUUCCCAAGGGAGAAAGUCAUUUCUAGAAGGAAAUCCUGACUAACGGGUGUGACCAGCAGCAGUUUGGUGGCUUUGCUCUGAGUGGAGCCUUUCCUGUAAGGAUUCUGGUGUCUCCACAGCCUGACUUUAUACUGGCCUCACCACCUGGUUGUCAUCUUGCUGAGCACCUCCAAGCUGAGCACAGCCUGGCUUGGCACAACCAGUGCAGUGAGCAGCACUGUGUGCCGGUGUCACGCUUCCCACUCUCCACAGCAAGGCGUAUCUUUAGCUCCAAAGUCAAGAGCUUUCAGUUCUUUAAAGGUGAACAGCUUUAAGAUCCAAACCUCCACAAAGUAUAAGCAGUGUUUCCUGACAUCUUUUAAGGUCAAAUUAAGUACAGAAACCAAAAUCUUACCAGUGUUGCCCUAACUACCUCCAGGGAUGGCUGCAGGUUUCUCAUGGUUGCUCCAUUAGCUUUCUUUUUUCACUGUGAAAUAGCAAAACACCAAUUCUGGAACACUUUCUCUUAUUAUCUUCCUAGAAAAAACCAGCUUAAACUAGGUAAGUAACAUCUAGCUUGCAUGGUUUCUUUUUGAGGGUCCUAAAGAAUUUAGUUGUCUGGAGGCAAAGAAACACCAGCACCAGGGAUCUGUCUGUAACAGUGCUGCUUCUGAACCGAGGUACAGCUGGGAAGGAUCAUGCUGCUUCAAACCCCCUUGUUCAAGGGUGAAUGUGUAUUUUGGAGAACAUUCUUGAGCACUGUUACAUGGGGAUUCGUAUUAGUAUUGUGAACAAGAGCUUUUGUUAAAAAAAACACCCUAUUUUUGGAUGUUUCUAAAAUAAAAUGAAUAGAAGUGA